Molecule: messenger RNA, 3042 nt
Organism: Solanum stenotomum
Lineage: Eukaryota; Viridiplantae; Streptophyta; Magnoliopsida; Solanales; Solanaceae
Product: receptor-like protein 9DC3
Exons: 3
Coding region: 1-2802 (933 amino acids)
Molecular function (GO): protein binding
Source: RefSeq, a predicted model, not a curated record
AUGGGGCAGGGCAAGGCAGAAUUUAAACAGGGCAAGCAAGAACUCAGAGUUGUUUCAAAUUCUGAGUACUGUGACAACAAGGCCCGAACCAAGAAUUUGUCCUGGAAUGUUACAGGAGAUUGUUGUGAAUGGGAUGGUGUUACUUGUGAUGGAUUUACGGGUCAUGUCAUAGGCCUUGAUCUUUCUUCAAGCUGUCUUUGGGGAACCAUCCAUGCUAACAGCAGCCUAAAAAAACUUGGUCAUCUCCAAAGACUCAAUCUUGCCUUCAACAAGUUGGGUGAGUUUCCACUUGGAAAUAACAUUAGUGAACUCAGUAGUUUGACGCAUCUCAAUCUUUCGCAUUCUGGAACUUUGAUGCACAUCCCACAAGUAUUAUCAAACUUGUCUAAAUUGGUUUCACUUGACCUCUCCUGGCAGUUCGAUAUAUUCCAAUUUGGUCAAACAACCUUCACAAGUUUGCUUCAAGACUUAACCAAUUUGGAGGUACUGUUGCUUGACAACGCGUACGCGCCAUUUGAGUUACCUAAGAACCUUUCUUCUUCCCUUAGGUACUUAAAUCUUCAAGGCACAGGCAUUUUUGGGAACCUAAGUGAGUCUCAGAUUUUUCAUCUACCAAACUUGCAAGUGCUGAUAUUGAGAGAGAAUCCGUUAACAGGCACUUUGCCGAAUUUCAAUUGGAGUUUCAGUGGAAGUAUUUUAGAGUUGGAUUUCUCCAACACUGAUAUAUUUGGGAAGGUACCUGAUUCAAUUGGUAAUCUCCAUUCUCUUUUACAUUUGAACAUCUGGUAUUGCAAUUUAUCCGGCUCAAUUCCGGAAUCCAUUGGCAACCUCACUGCAAUCAGAGAGUUGAGACUUACACGUAACAGCUUCACUGGUAAUGUUCUCUCAACUAUCUCAAAAUUAAACAAACUUGUUCAUUUAGAUCUCUCUGACAACCAUUUUCGAGGCUCGAUUCCAGAAUCCUUUGGCAACCUCACUGCAAUCAGAGAGUUGGACCUUUCAGUUAACAGCUUCACCGGAAAUAUUCCCUCACCUAUCCAAAAGCUCAACAAACUUAGCUACUUAUUUCUCUCUUCCAAUAAUUUUGAAGGCUCGAUUCCAGACAUCUUUGGCAACUUUUCAGAGCUAGAUGCUUUAGAUUUUCAAAGUAACAAUUUCACUGGCCCAUUCCCAGAUUCAAUUGCAACGUUGACACGCCUUGAAUUAUUAUACUUGCAAAACAAUUCACUAACUGGACCACUUCCCUCUAAUAUAAGCGGAUUUCAAGAGCUACAAAUACUUGAUUUGUCCUUCAAUUACUUCACUGGCGCAACACCCCCUUGGUUAUUCCAUCUUCCAUCCUUGUUUUCUUUAUAUGUUCAACACAAUCAAUUAACCGGGAAAUUGCCAAAUGAGCUCAAGAGUAAUUAUGUAGAAUACUCUAACAUUGAUCUUUCAUACAACAAGCUGCAAGGUGAAAUCCCCGAUUGGAUGUUUUCUACAAGCAUAGGUAGACUGGAUCUUUCUCAUAACUUCCUCACAGGCUUUGAAAAACAAGUAUGGCACUCAGGGUCCUUACAAUACCUUAAUUUGGAGAACAAUUUUCUUCAAGGGACUUUGCAUCAAUCCUUUUGUGACAUGAUUAACCUUGUAUUCCUCAUUUUGGCUCAGAACAAUUUCAGUGGUUCAAUCCCAGACUGUUUGGGUAACUCCAACAGCUUCAUUUCUAUUUUAGACUUGCGAAUGAACAGUUUUCAUGGAGAGAUACCAAGAUUCUUACCUACAGGGUUACAGUAUCUUGGUUUAUAUGGCAAUCAAUUUAGGGGACAAGUCCCGCGAUCCUUGGUUAACUGUACAAGCUUGGAAGCUCUUGAUUUGGGGGACAACAAGAUAAAUGACACGCUCCCCAUAUGGCUGGAGAAACUUCCAAACCUACAAGUUCUGAUUCUGAAAUCAAAUCUCUUUCACGGUACAAUUGAUGAUUUGGAGUCAGAAUUUCCAUUUCCUGAGUUACGAAUCUUUGACCUUUCCUUCAAUGGGUUCACAGGAACUUUGUCAUCUAAUCUUUUCAAAAAUUUUAGAGGUAUGAUGGAUGUGGAUGAAGAAAAUACAGGAAUUACUCGAGCUAGUAAUAGGACUCACAGAGAUUACCUGUACCACGUUAGUUUGGUGAUAAAAGGUAAUGAGUAUGAUAUGAGAAUCACGUCAAUUAUGACGAGUGUUGAUUUAUCAAGAAACAGGUUUGAAGGAGAUAUUCCAAAUUCCAUUGGAAAUCUGAGCUCACUUGUGUUACUCAACCUGUCUCACAACAGCUUUCAUGGUCAUAUUCCUGCAGAAUUUACAAAGUUGCAGCAGCUCGAAGCAUUAGCUCUGUCAUGGAACAGACUCAUUGGAGAAAUUCCUGGUCUAUUAUCGAGUUUGACAUUUCUUGAGGUUUUAAACCUUUCAUACAAUCAUCUGGCUGGGCGCAUUCCUAUUGGGAAACAGUUCAAUACAUUUCCAAAUGAUUCAUAUUGUGGAAAUGCUGAUUUAUGUGGAUUUCCACUGUCAAAGAAAUGUGGAAACAAUAAUGAGUCACCACUUGAACACGAUGAUGAUGAUGAUGAUGAUUCAUUUUUUAUGAGCGGGUUCACAUGGGAAGCAGUGGUAAUAGGUUAUGGUUGUGGUAUGAUAUUUGGAUUGUUGAUAGGAGGCCUCAUGUUUCUAUUGGAAAAACCAAAAUGGUAUGUGAACUUUGCUGAAGAUAUUGCUCAACAAAUUGCUGCUAAGAAGCGAACAAGGCAAAAGAAGAGACGUCAAAGACGUGGUCUUAGAAUGAAUUAGCAAUAUACCAGAGGUUACUGGAGAGUUGCACAAAUUAAUUAGCAAGUUAGUGUUGAUGUUCUGGCAAAUAUCAAUGGAUGCAUCUGUUUCUUCACUUUUUGCCCAUGGUUACCAAAUACAUAAUAAGUUACAGUUGAUUUCUAUAGUUUUGUGGCAAAUAAUAAAUUAGCUAUAGACAUAGCAACCUCUACCCUCUGUUUGGAUGGUUGUCUCAUAAUGUAUCGUAUUAUAUUGUAUUGU